CUCGUACCUGCAGCUUUAACCAUAAGCCAACCAUAAGCCAACCCUUACGUGCGUUAAUCUGACCCGGUCUGAUAGGCUACAAGACGUGGCUCAAUCGUAUUCCGCUGCCUGUCCUCCAAUCUGCAUCUGUUCCUUGCUGUUUACCCUCGUCAGCUUUUGGCAUUUGUUUCAAGCCCUUCCAGGUCUCUUUGGUCAACGAGUCUCUUGACCAAGUCCAACAGGGAUAUUUACAGGCCUACAAUAUGCGGCGCUCAUUAUCAACAAGCCUGCCAUGAACGGGUCGCCUCAUGGCUACUCUGAGUCCCCCGAGAAAUCCACCCCAUUUCCCAAGGUCGACGAUGAGCAGGGCGGCCAAGACAAAGAGCAAAAGGAUGCCGCCAAGCUCAAGAAGCGAGGCGAUGGGCACAAGAGGACCACCUCCGGCAGUAUUCUAUCACGACUAAGCUUCUUGCGGACAAACAGCGACAUAGCCAAGAGUGACGCCGCCGAUCGAGAUGACACCGACGAUUCUCACCACGGACGCGGCGCGAUGGCCGAGGCGCACUCUCAGACAAAGAGGAAGAGGAAAGGGUCGUUGAGAAAAACAGUGCUGGGAAAAGGACGAGACAGGAAGAACUCUGACAACAAGAAAAGUCCAUUGUCCAGCGCCGAUUCACCUAAACCGCAGGCGACUGAGGAAGAACAAGCGCCUGCAACACCUCGAGCAAGUCAAGAACUACAGAAUCCUGUCUCUCCCGACUCCCCACCAUCGUGGCCAUUUCGUACCCUUUCUCGGGUCUCGAUCCCCUCAAUACGCAGUAGUGUUGCCUCCAUCGACCCAGCCUCCUCCACUGCAUCCAUUACGAGUCCGACCAUGGCGACUGAUGCUUCAACCGACGACGAGGACCUUGUGUUGCCGCGCAUGCCCGUCUUGCGCAAACUUCCUUCGGUGGCGUCUUCGAUUGGCGACUCAUACUUUCCACUGCAGGACCCCGUCCGACGAGGGUUCGCAGGUUUUGCAUCUCGCACUCGCUCACCGCUCGCAACCCAACCGCAAUCCAUUGCGGGCACUCCUACGGACGACGAGGGGUGGAACUACUCCGAGACCGCCUUUUGGGGCUACGUGAUUUUGAUCGUAACAUGGAUCGUCUUCGUUGUCGGGAUGGGCUCUUGCUUCGGCAUUUGGUCCUGGGCUUGGGAUGUCGGAGAGACGCCGUAUGCACCACCAGAGUUAGAGGAUGAUCCCACGCUGCCAAUCGUAGGGUACUAUCCUGCUCUACUGGUGUUGACGUGCGUGAUGGCAUGGGUUUGGGUCGUUGUGGCCUGGGUGGGCAUGAAAUACUUCAGGCAUGCGGAUUUUAAAGGGGAUGAUGGGUAAAUUUUGAAACGAUAAUCGCAAGCUGUCCAUGUCCGGGACGUAACGACUCUCUGAACUUUUCCCUUUUGGCACUAUAUGCCUGCGAGGCAGUCCAGUCUGUCCGUACUCCGUGUCUGCCCAUUC
Messenger RNA from Exophiala viscosa, 1480 nucleotides. RefSeq lists its product as uncharacterized. Lineage: Eukaryota; Fungi; Ascomycota; Eurotiomycetes; Chaetothyriales; Herpotrichiellaceae. Bases 272 to 1357 code for a protein of 361 amino acids. The transcript has a single exon. The record is from RefSeq and is a predicted model, not a curated record.